Eriocheir sinensis (Chinese mitten crab) is the source of this 3452-nucleotide messenger RNA. Its product is annotated as monocarboxylate transporter 13-like. Gene Ontology annotation, biological process: transmembrane transport; monocarboxylic acid transport. Gene Ontology annotation, molecular function: monocarboxylic acid transmembrane transporter activity. NCBI's taxonomy places the organism in Eukaryota, Metazoa, Arthropoda, Malacostraca, Decapoda, Varunidae. The record is from RefSeq and is a predicted model, not a curated record. The transcript has 10 exons. Bases 419 to 2494 code for a protein of 691 amino acids.
GCAACACACGGCGCGUGGCUGGGGCGGCGCGUGGGUCUAUGGACAGUGGGCGUGGCGAGGCGGGUGAGCACGGCGUUACUGGAGUGGCGAGGCGAGUCAGUGAUUGCAGGUGACAGGGAUUAUCAGGGCCGGUGAGGUGUCGCGGGAUAGUAAAUACUGGCAAGUGUCGUGAAGAAGCCAGUUGCAUCGUGGAGUUGCUUGCCUUUGGGAGUUCGAGGCGCGGCGUGAAAAGACCGAACUAGCCCCUCAGUCCUGCCGCAGAGGUGUCACGGACGGUCGGUCGCUGCCUUCAAAGACUUCGCCAGGAUGAGAGAUAAAAGCACAACAGCAUCGUGAAGCGAACCAACAAGACGGCAACUCCGGCCUGCACCAUUUCCCCUCACCACCACCACCAUCACCACCACCACGAGGGGAAGUGAUGGUCAUGGAUGCUGCUAAGACUCACAACUCCACGCCGCCCCCAGGCGGGGGCUGGGUGGACGCCGCGGAGGACGAGGGCAGCAAGGCGGGGCGGGGCGAGAGAGGCGGGUCGUGCAGGAGGAGCCGCAGCAGGAGGAGGAGGACCACAACGAACACAGAGGACCUGGUGCCUCCUGACGGCGGAUGGGGCUGGGUCAUCGUCUUCGCCAACUGCAUCAACUCGGCCGUGCUGACCAGCUUGAUUGCGUGCUUUGGGGUGAUGUUCCUGCCGCUGGUGGCCCUGGGCUACUCCAACGCCCAGGUAGCCACCGUUCCCUCCAUCUUCACGGGCCUCACCAAUCUAAUGGGGCCAGUUUCAACCGGCCUCUCUCACUACUACAGUGCUCGUCGCCUUACCCUGAUUGGCAUCAGCAUCGCCGUCCUUGGAAUCUUACUCUGUUCCUUCUUUAAAAAUAUUAUCUGGUUUUAUGCGUGCUUUGGUGUGUUAGCAGGGAUGGGUAAUUCACUGGCCAACCCUCAGGGCUUCCUCCUCGGACAAAAGUAUUUUGUCCAUAAAAGAGUCACAGCAAAUGGGCUCUCAACAGUUGGUGCAUCCUUGGGGAUUAUGGUGCUGCCUCCCUUAAUGAACUACCUGCUGGAGACCUACUCCAUGGAGGGGGCCUUCCUGCUGUGGUCCGGCCUCCUGCUGCACGGCCUAGUUGGUGCCUCACUCUACCAGCCUGUGGAGUGGCACCUCCGGCCUAAGAGAGCCGCCCCUGUCGAUGCAAUCACUGUACAACAAAAUGGAAGUCAACCAAAAAAUAAUAUCCCCAGUAAAAUUGUUGUAGCAGGGAAAGAUGAAGAUCAAAAGGAUUGUGGUGUAUUUGAUGAUGAAAAUAUUGUGAAAAACCUCACUCCUGAAAAAGAUGAAAGUGAUGAAAGUGACCAUGAGGAGUUGAUAAUUAGUCAGGAUGUGCUGCUAGAAGAUACCUGUUCCCAGGAAAAGGACAUACCUGUUGACCACUAUAGUGAGAGGCAGUGGAAGAAUCCUUUGACUGAUGUGCUACAGACCAAUGAGUAUCUUGAGCGGCCCCGAACAGUGAGCAUAGAGAGGAGCAUGGAAAUCCUGCCGCAGAUCCCAGAGGAGAGUGAGGACGAGGACUGCUUCGAAACCUACGAUCCAGAGAGUGGAAAUGAGCGUGUUGAGUUUCUUAAUCACGAGAAUGAAAUGAGGAACAGACCCGUCAGCUAUAUCAGUACAAAGAGUGUUGAUUCCAUUGCAAAGAUUCCCUCAGUUGAGAGUAUCUUUAAUUCAUGUGAUGUGUUGGACCAGUUUGGAAGUGCCUUAUCCUUCAAGGUGGAGAGACUCAAGGACAGUGCCGACCGAGAGAGAAGGAAACAGGGAAGGUCAAGCAGUUUGAGCCAGCAGACUUUCAGACCUUACAUUGUCUGUGGCCUCAAGGUGCCCAGGCUUCAGCACCUAAUAAACUUUAACAUUUUGAGGCAUCCAGUUUUCAUAAUAUCAACAACCAGCAGUGUUGCCAACAGACUGGUGUAUAUGUGCUUGAUGACCUACAUACCCUCCUUUGGGAGUGAGAUGGGCUUAGGCGGGAAGGCACCAUACAUGCUCACCAUCAUCGCCACCUUUGAACUGCUGGGGAAGGUGGUCAUGUCUGUUAUUGCCGACCAAGGUUGGCUUCAGCGGCGCUACACCUACAUGCUGGCCACCGCUUCCUCUGCUGUUGCUAUACUCUCCAUGAGCCUUGCCUGGAACACCACCACACUAGGUGUCUGCUGUGGCUUUUGUGGCUUUGGUGGUGGUACAUCCAUGGCCAUAGGCCCUGUCCUGCUGGUGGAGCACCUGGGCCUCAAGAUGCUUCCUCACACCUAUGGGUUACAGCUUUUUAUGAUUGGCAUCAGUGGGCUGUUGUUGUUUCCCUUCACAGGUUGGUUGCGUGACAUCGCCGGUGACUUCAUCAUCACAUUUUAUGUUCUUGGUUCUAUGGCUCUGCUGCCAAGCUUUUUCUGGAGCCUUGUUCCCUGCUUCCCCAAGGCAACCUCAGACGCCUCCAAGAUUCCUACUGACAGUGUAUAGAAGCAACGACCGGCACAGAAAACCUUUAUCCUUCAGAUUCGCACCUCAUAGCUUCAAAAAUCAAGAUUUGAAAGACUUGCUGUGACAAUGUAAAACACUGCAUCACUGCUCCCCAGUAUUACACAUUCAUGUGGCAUCUAACUUAAUGAGUAUUGCACGCUCCAUAUGCACCAUGCAGAACAACUAGUGCUCUAAUUAGGUAUGCUGGGAUACCCCACUUUGAAAUAUAUCAAUUAACCAAAGUUAAUAAUGGAAUACUUAUUGUAACAAAACAGUAUUUCUAAAAUUAUUUUCUGCUUUCAUACAAAGAAAACAUUCUUGAGAUCAGUGUUCAGCAACAAAAAAACAUAUACUAAAUACUUUCAGUUUUGGGAAGCGAGUCAUUGUUUCUCAGCACAUGAAGGAAGGUCCUCCAUGCCUGGCUCCAGUGAAGUGAGUGGCAGAAAAGUUGUUUUCUUGGUAUGUAACUUAAGGCAGGAAGUGUGUGUAUCAAAGGCAAGGGUAAACUUGAAGCCAAAUUCACUGUUCAAAAGAUAAAACAUAUUGGUAUACACUAGAAAACUCAGGCCAAAGGCAAUUUACCAUAUCAGAUUAAGCCUAGUUAUGAGUAAGUGUAACUAACUGUACUGUGUCUGAUCAUAUUUUUUUACUGUUGGUGUGAUGUGUGGAGGUGAUGAGAUGGACUCACCCCGGCUGGUGAGCCAACGCAGACUUACUGGAGGGAUGUCAGAAUACACACACAUACACAUUCAAAUUACUUUAUUAUUAAAACUCUGGUUGUUUGACAACUUACCAUGUAAUAGUUACCUAUGGUUUUGUGGCCUUUUUUUAUACCAAAGAUGUUUGUAAUAUAAACAUAUCAAAAUGUGAAUUACAAAGGGUGCUUCAAUAUUCAUAAUUUUUUUUAUGUUCUGUGUAACAUAUACUGAAUAAUUUUUCAUAAAGAUUGUAUAGAAUC